Talaromyces proteolyticus is the source of this 741-nucleotide messenger RNA. RefSeq lists its product as uncharacterized. The transcript has 2 exons. Lineage: Eukaryota; Fungi; Ascomycota; Eurotiomycetes; Eurotiales; Trichocomaceae. The coding region runs from base 1 to 741 and encodes 246 amino acids. The record is from RefSeq and is a predicted model, not a curated record.
AUGGAUCUCCAAGGUACUCCCAUCGGAAACACUGGCACCGGCACCAAGGUCACUACUGACCCCGCCAGCUACAAGCCCGUGCAAGAAAACCCAGGGCCCAUUACCAACGACUCUCUCGCCGCCGACUCGGUCCGUCAACAUGGCGCUUUUGCCCAGAACUCAGAUAGCCAGCCUCUCGGUGUGUCGGGCUCAAAAUCCACCUUCAACAACACCGACACCUCUGGCGCCACUCAGCUCUCUUCAGCGCCUCAAGCCAGUGCUCGUGAAAACCCCAGCCGCCAGGAAAGAUACCCCGACGCCCUCGGUGGCCAGGGCGACUACCCUGGCAAGCACCUACCUGAGUCCGGAUACGCUGGCGGUUCCACCAGGGCCAAGAAGGAAUUGGGUAUUGGUACCAAGCAGUACAAUACUCAGGAGCGUCAAGCCGCUACUGCUGGCGGCAGCAAUAACGGAUACCGCAGCGCCUACAACGGCGGCACUGCCGCAUCAUAUAUCGCCCCCGUAACCGAGACCCUAGGCAGCACCAAGCCACAUGGCAAGAAUCUCCAAGAAGGCGGGUUUGAGAGCAACGACAGCGCAAACGCCAGCUUCAACACUGAUAUCGGAUCCCGCAAAGACCCCGGCCGUCUUGCUGAGAAUAAAAUCCAGCGCAAAGCCGCCGAGAGCGGCGCCGCCUAUACUAACACCACCGUUGAUGCCACCCAACCAUACGGCAAUCUGCAGCAUGACCAGCGUGCUUAG